Molecule: messenger RNA, 357 nt
Organism: Lathyrus sativus (Indian pea)
Lineage: Eukaryota; Viridiplantae; Streptophyta; Magnoliopsida; Fabales; Fabaceae
Source: the annotation of a GenBank genome assembly
AUGCCGGAAGAGGAGUUGGUUGAUAUCAAGUUUAGGUUAUACGAUGGUUCUGAUAUUGGACCGUUUCGGUAUUCUUCUGCUGCUACUGUUGAUAUGCUGAAGCAAAGGAUUGUCUCUGAUUAUCCUAAAGGCAAAACAGUCGUGCCAAAGUCAGCAAAUGAAGUGAAAUUGAUUAGUUCUGGUAAAAUCUUGGAAAACAACAAGACUGUCGGUCAGUGUAAAGCACCAUUCAGCGAUAUUGCCGGGGGAGUUAUAAUCAUGCAUGUUGUUGUACAGCCAUCUCUAUCAAAAUCUAAAGCCGAAAAGAAGAUUGAUGAUUCAUCCAAGAAGGUUGUCUGUUCUUGUUCUAUAUUGUGA